GACUGUUUGUCAACGUGUGAAGGUACUUCAAAAAACCUCUGAACAUCUACCUGGGUUUUAUUCCGGAGAUCAUCUUCAUGGUCAGCCUUUUUGGCUACCUGGUGCUGCUCAUUUUUUACAAGUGGUUGGCAUAUGAUGCCAAGAGCUCAAAAGAAGCCCCCAGUCUUCUGAUAACCUUCAUCAACAUGUGCCUCUUCAGUUACAAUGAUCCCACCAACAAGCCAUUUUACACGGGACAGGUUGCAAUUCAGUGUCUGCUAGUUAUUAUAGCUCUUGCCUGUGUACCGUGUAUGCUUAUAGUAAAGACCCUAGUAAUGCGCAGGCAAUACCUCUGGAGAAGAAACCUGGGAACACAAAACUUUGGGGGAAUCCGUGUGGGGAACGGCCCCACAGAGGAUGAAGCAGAGAUCAUCCAACAUGACCAGCUCUCCCAAAAUUUAGAAGAAGAAUCACCUGAGCAGUCAGAGGAGGAAGUGUUUAAUUUUGCAGAUGUUGCAGUGCAUCAAGCCAUUCACACCAUAGAAUACUGCUUAGGCUGCAUCUCAAAUACUGCCUCUUAUCUACGGCUUUGGGCGCUGAGUCUGGCCCAUGCGCAGCUCUCUGAGGUCUUGUGGUCAAUGGUGAUGCACAUGGGUCUGGCUUCUAGGAAUUUUGGUGGAUUCUUUGCGCUGUCAAUCAUCUUUGCCUUCUUUGCUACACUGACUGUGUUUAUUCUGUUGGUCAUGGAAGGGCUGUCUGCCUUCCUUCAUGCUCUCCGUUUGCAUUGGGUGGAGUUCCAGAAUAAGUUCUACACUGGACAGGGCUUCAAGUUCAUGCCUUUUACAUUUGACAGCAUUCUGGAUGGCAAGUUUGAAGACUAAGCCACACCCACAUUCUCUCCCUCCCCAACUGCCACCCCUCCAAACCACAGGAGCCCAUCAGAUUGCUUGUGAGAUUUCAUGAUUCUUGUGAAUACUGUGACUUUGCAAGGCUCUUAGUUUCUCAGGUGUUCUAGAUCAGGACAUAUUUGGGAUAAUGUACAUGCACUUAAACUAGAUGUUAAAUCGCUGAAGCUGAAAAUAAUCUGAGCUAGAAAUGCAUAAUGUAUUUGCAAUUUACUUGGUAACUCUUCAAUUCUUGCCGGAAUAUGUACUGAUAUGUAAUAAUGCAAACUCAAGGGGGUUUUCCAUAUAGCACACAGCAUGUUCUUCUCAUAAAAGCCUCAUCAAUUUGUACUCCUCAAUCAAGGCAAAAUAUCAUUACAGUUUCCCUCCCUUUAUAACAUAAUUGUCUGUAUUUUUUCCAGUCUCUUAAAUUAUUAGAGUUUGUUUUUUAUGUAUCUUUUAUUCUUUAUGUUGACACAUUUAUAUAAUAGUUCUAGUGCAAAGGGACCUCAUUUCAAAUGCAGCAAAGAAAGCUUCGCUUCAUGGCAUUUCACAAGCUUCUGCCGAGAGGAUAUCCUCAUCAAGCAUAUCUGGUUAUUAGAUGCAGGGAACCCCCAGAUUUAUUGCAGACCUUUGCAUUCUUUUGGAAAAUGUUAGUAAAGAGUAAUUAUAUUUUAGUUGGCCUUGAACUGUCUUGCUGUUUUGUGUGUGUGUGUGUGUUUUGCUAUUGCAAUUUAAAUGCAAAUACACAUUUAAACUAUGUUAAUCUCAUGAAUCUGCUGCGGUGCCCAGUUCUGGGUUUUUGAUUGUUGUUUAGAAAUGAGUUUACAACAUGAACAUGCAUUGGCUCCUGAAAUUAAUGUGUUGGUUUGAUAGAUGUCAAGGGAGUCCUGGAGAAAAUAACUCUACCAAGUAAAAGCAGUGAGUGAAGCUGAAUGAUUAUGUCUUGAUGGUCAAUAAAGAGUAAAGAGUGGAUAUGAA
This is a messenger RNA of Carassius gibelio (silver crucian carp), 1844 nucleotides long. RefSeq names its product V-type proton ATPase 116 kDa subunit a 1-like. Bases 78 to 860 code for a protein of 260 amino acids. Gene Ontology annotation, molecular function: ATPase binding; proton-transporting ATPase activity, rotational mechanism. Gene Ontology annotation, cellular component: plasma membrane; vacuolar proton-transporting V-type ATPase complex; proton-transporting V-type ATPase, V0 domain. NCBI's taxonomy places the organism in Eukaryota, Metazoa, Chordata, Actinopteri, Cypriniformes, Cyprinidae. The transcript is spliced from 7 exons. The record is from RefSeq and is a predicted model, not a curated record. Gene Ontology annotation, biological process: vacuolar acidification; proton transmembrane transport.